UUUUUCUUCAUCUUGCUUUUUCUGUCAGCCUCCUCCCACUGUUGCUACAGGGUGAAAGUGUAUAAAUUCUACUUGACCAGCUCUGCUUUGUAACGUUAAUGUCAAAGACGACACUCUAGAAUGAUGGCAGAACUCAAAACGUGGUUGUUUUGGCGGGCAGUUAUGGCAGAGUUGAUUGGCAUGAUCCUUUUUAUUUUCAUUGGCAUUUCUUCAGCCAUAGGGAACAAACAUGCCUCAUUCCCAGACCAGGAGGUAAAGGUGGCCUUAGCGUUUGGACUGGCCAUCGCCACCCUGGCCCAGAGUCUGGGACACAUCAGUGGAGCCCACCUGAACCCUGCAAUCACUCUGGGCCUGCUGGUCAGCUGUCAGAUCAGUUUCCUCAGAGCAGCACUCUACAUUGUCGCACAGAUGCUGGGUGCCAUCAUAGCUAGUGCUAUUAUAUAUGGAAUCAACCCAAAUUCAUCAAUAGGGGUCAAUUCGCUAAACAACAUCAGUGCAGGCAAAGGUUUUGCCAUAGAAUUCCUAGCCACACUCCAACUGGUCCUGUGUGUCAUUGCCGUCACUGAUAAAAGGCGUAAUGAUGUCACUGGCUCUGCACCCCUGGCGAUCGGCCUGUCUGUGGGUCUAGGGCAUCUCGUGGCUAUAAGUUUCACUGGCUGUGGAAUAAACCCAGCAAGAUCCUUUGGGCCAGCGUUGAUUACGGAGUAUUUUGACAAUCAUUGGGUGUACUGGCUGGGGCCGAUGUGUGGAGGCGUAGCGGCAGCUCUUCUCUACGACUUCCUCUUUUAUCCUCGAAGUGAUAACUUCAGCAACCGCUGGAACGUCCUGUCCAGUGGUCAGGAGGCGGAGAGUGCUGCCCCUAACGUUUCUAUGGAUGGCAGCAGCAGCCCAGUACCCAGUCAGUGGCCCCGACACUGAGGGUCUGUACUUGGUCUUGUCAUCUGAUCUGCUGUAGAUGUUCUACUUAUCGCAGCGAUGGAAUAUGAAUGUGCGCGCACUGUCUAUCUCUGCCAUGUUUGUUUUUUAUUGAACUAUUUUGUCAAGCGUUUCAUGCCUGUGAUAUUUUGGGUCCUUCAUUUGGGUCCUACUUGUAUGACGAGUUGAAGAAUAUUGUCUGAAUAAAGAGU
Molecule: messenger RNA, 1127 nt
Organism: Osmerus eperlanus (European smelt)
Lineage: Eukaryota; Metazoa; Chordata; Actinopteri; Osmeriformes; Osmeridae
Product: aquaporin-1-like
Exons: 4
Coding region: 121-918 (265 amino acids)
Biological process (GO): renal water transport; carbon dioxide transmembrane transport; hyperosmotic response
Cellular component (GO): membrane
Molecular function (GO): water channel activity; carbon dioxide transmembrane transporter activity; glycerol transmembrane transporter activity
Source: RefSeq, a predicted model, not a curated record